Messenger RNA from Saccostrea cuccullata (small rock oyster), 1059 nucleotides. RefSeq names its product ankyrin repeat domain-containing protein 50-like. Gene Ontology annotation, molecular function: protein binding. The record is from RefSeq and is a predicted model, not a curated record. Gene Ontology annotation, cellular component: cytoplasm; nucleus. Lineage: Eukaryota; Metazoa; Mollusca; Bivalvia; Ostreida; Ostreidae. The transcript has a single exon. Gene Ontology annotation, biological process: regulation of barbed-end actin filament capping. The annotation marks the transcript as partial.
UGUAUAGAAUUUGGCGACUCGCCACUGAUUGCUGCUUCACAAUCAGGGCAUUUGACUGUUGUGGAGAAACUAAUCAAUCAUGGCGCUAGCAUAAACCAAUGCAAUGUGUACGGCGACUCGCCACUGACUUCUGCUUCACAAUCAGGGCAUUUGACGGUUGUGGAGAAACUGAUCAAUCAUGGCGCUGACAUAAACCAAUGUAAUGAAUGUAACAGGUCGCCACUGAUUGCUGCUUCACAAUCAGGGAAUUUGACUGUUGUGGAGAAACUGAUCAGUCAUGGCGCUAACAUAAACCAAUGCCAUAUGUUCGGCGACUCGCCACUAGCUUCUGCUUCACAAUCAGGGCAUUUGACUGUUGUGGAGAAACUGAUCAAUCAUGGCGCUGACAUAAACCAAUGUAAUGAAUAUAACAGGUCGCCACUGAUUGCUGCUUCACAAUCAGGGCAUUUGACUGUUGUGGAGAAACUGAUCAGUCAUGGCGCUUGUAUCAAUCAAUGUGCUAAAUUUGGCGAGUUCCCAUUAUUUGUUGCUUCACAAUCAGGGCAUCUAAAUGUUGUUGAAAAACUAAUCAAUUGUGGCGCUGACAUUAAUCAAUGUAAUAAAUAUGGUAGGUCGCCACUAUAUGUUGCUUCACAAUCAGGGCAUUUGACAGUUGUGAAGAAACUGACCAAUCAUGGCGCUAACAUAAACCAAUGUGAUAAUUGUGGCAAUUAUCCAUUAUCUGCUACAUUUCGAUCUAGCCAACAGCCAGUUGUAGAGGAAUUUAUUGAACAUGGUAAAACACUGAAUGAGAGAUCAAGUAAUGUACAUUACGAAAGUAUAAUGAAAUCAGAGAUAAACGAAUUAGUGAAUAAAGAAAAAGAUCGAUUUAACGAAUAUAUGAAUGAAAAACCUCAAAGUGGAAAACAGUUAAAAACUAGCAGCCAGGAAUUAUACAAAACAAGAUCUGAAGUGGUGAAGAUCCCUUACGAUUCAGAAAUAUAUUCACGAAGUACGAAUGAUUUUGCUUUUGAACGCUCAGAAAGGAACAGAAAAUAUUUGAGAUGUGAAAUACAGUAA